AUGAUUCUUGUUUGCGUGGAACUUCCAAAAAAGAUUGGAAUACUGCUGGUAAACACCGGUACACCUUCCAACUAUAGUUACUGGUCGAUGAGAAGGUAUUUAAAAGAAUUCCUUAGUGAUCCUCGGAUGAUCGAAAUCCCGCGCAUCCUCUGGUGGCCUAUCUUGCACUGGUUCAUCUUGGCUAUCCGUCCAUUUAGUGCAGGCAAAUGCUAUAAAUCGAUUUGGAAUAUGACUGUGGAUGAAUCUCCCUUACGUACUGUGACUCGUAGUCAGGCAAUAAAAUUGGCUGACCGUUUACGUCAACAACCGGUUGUAGUUGAAUGGGCAUUUCGCUAUGGUGAGCCAUCCAUUGCCUCACGGAUUCAGAAAAGAAAAAUUUCAGGAUGUGAUAAGCUUGUGCUCUUCCCGCUCUUCCCACAUUUUUCAGCCGCUACUAGUGCAUCAGUUUUCGAUGAGACAUGUCGUCAUUUGAUGAAACAACGACGUCAGAUGGCAUUAUCAGUUGUGCCAGCGUUUUAUGACAAUGAUUUAUACGUGAAGUCAGUCAUCAAGCAACUUAAUAAUAAUUUGUAUAAAUUUCGGGCAUCACCUCAGGUAAUUAUUGUGUCAUAUCAUGGAAUACCGCUAGCAUAUCAAUCAAAGGGAGAUCCAUACGGAUUUCAGUGCAAAUAUACGACGGCUCUUAUACGCAAAUAUUGUGAAGUAAUAAACUGUGAUUUUCUGACAACGUUCCAAUCUCGAUUUGGACCAGCUGAAUGGUUAAAGCCUUAUACUGAAGAAACUGUUGUGCAACUCGCCAAAAAUGGAGUAAAACGAAUUCUUGUAAUUGCACCAGGUUUCCUUGCUGAUUGUCUUGAAACAGUGGAUGAGCUUGAAGUUGAGCUUGCGCAUUCUUUCCGUAAUUAUGGUGGAGAAGAGUUCGUGUAUGUGCCAUGUUUAAAUGAUAGUAUUGAAGGAGUUGAUGUGUUGGAAGCACUUGCACUAAAGCAUAUUCAGUGCUUCCUUUAA
Messenger RNA from Thelazia callipaeda (thelaziosis nematode), 1008 nucleotides. NCBI's taxonomy places the organism in Eukaryota, Metazoa, Nematoda, Chromadorea, Rhabditida, Thelaziidae. The record is from the annotation of a GenBank genome assembly.